ACCCAAACUAUACGAACACAUUCAAACUCAACAAUCACAUUUAAAAAACUUACAAAAAAAAUUCAAACCAGCCUAUCACACAGGUUAUGGAUGGAAGUUAGGACAAAUCCAAUCAAGAUCGAAUUAUUUUCAAUCUGUUUUUCUCAAGAGAUUUCAAACUUAGAGUAUCAUAACAGAUCAUUUGAUGAUCCUAAAUUCACUCCUAUCACUUCUAAUCAUCAAUUAUCUCAUUCGGAAUUCGGUUCGAUUAAUAUUGAUCAAAUUCAAUUCAUGUGGGAAUCAAAGUAUAGAUCUAAUGAUCAUUUUCAUGAAUUUCAAAAUGAAGAUGCUGGGGUGUUAACUUAUCUUACGGCUUAUUGGUCUUAUCUUAUUGUUUUUCUUAUCGGUCAUUUACGUGAUUUUUUUGGAAAACGAUUUUCACCUGAUUCAUAUGCACAUCUCAUGCCACAUAACGGUUAUGCAGCAUUAAAUUCAGAUUUCGGUUCAUUCUUUACCCGAAGAGUUAAAUCUAGAUUAGACGAUUGUUUCUCACGACCAGUUUCCGGUUCACCCGCACGAACGAUCACACUCUUAGAUCGAACCACUGAAGAUAACGGAAUGAGUUUUAAAUAUACUCAUACUACUACUCAAGCAUUAAACAUUUCAUCUUAUAAUUAUUUAGGAUUUGCUCAGUCUAGUGGGAUUUGUACGGAUUCGGUUGAAGAGACGAUCCGAUCGAUUGGAAUCAGUUCUGCAGGAUCUAGGGAUGAUAUUGGAGUAAACUCAAUCACUGUUCAAGCCGAGAAACUAAUCUCAAGUUUCUUAGGUACAGAAGAUUCUUUAUUGAUCAGUCAAGGUUUUGCGACCAAUUCCACAACCUUUCCUUCUUUGGUUAGUAAAGGUUCAUUAGUCAUUUCAGAUGAAUUGAAUCAUUCUUCUAUUAGGUUUGGUACAAGAUUGAGUGGUGCGAUGGUUAGAACCUAUAAACAUAAUGAUAUGGUCGAUUUGGAAAGGUUAUUGAGAGAAACGAUCUCAGAAGGUCAACCUAGAAAGAUGAGAGCUUGGAAAAAGAUUUUGGUGGUUGUUGAAGGGAUUUAUAGUAUGGAAGGUUCGAUUGUCGAUUUACCUAAUUUGUUAAGAUUGAAAGAGAAAUAUCAGUUUUACUUGUAUCUUGAUGAAGCUCAUUCCGUUGGAGCUCUCGGUCCAAGAGGAAGAGGAGUAUGUGAUUACUUUGGAAUCGAACCCAGUCGAAUCGAUAUCUUAAUGGGAACCCUAACCAAAUCAUUUGGCGCAAGUGGAGGGUACAUUGCCGGAACCCGAGCAACGAUCCAACACCUACGAAAAACCUGUCAUUCAUCAAUUUACGCUGAAAGCCUUUCACCAGCCGUGACCUCACAAAUCAUUAGUUCAUUAACUUCAAUCAUGGGAUCUAGAACUGAUCGAUUACCGACUUGUUUAACUCAACUGACACGGAAUAGAUUGAUUGAGAAUAUCUUUGAAGGAGAAUUGAGGUUGAGAAGAUUAGCGUUUAAUUCGAGGUAUUUACAUGUUGGGUUAAGGAAACUUGGGUUUAUUGUUGGGGGUGAUCAUGAUUCGCCUAUUGUACCACUCUUGGUCUUUCAACCUGGAAAAAUGUUAUUAUUUUCAAGAUUAAUGUUACAAAGGUAUCAAAUCGUAGUAGUGAUUGUAGGUUAUCCAGCCACUCCAUUGGUUUCAGGAAGAGUUAGGUUUUGUGUUUCAGGUUCACAUACUAAAGAAGAUUUAGAUAAGAUCUUGAUUGCUACAGAUGAGAUUGGUGGUGCAUUAGGUUUGAAGUUGGGUAAGGUUCAUUCUAGGUUAAGGGUUGAGGAAAUUAUUGAAAACUCUUUUGAACUGGUUGCUGGGUCUUAUAAACCUUAAUUCUUGUGUUUCAUUCAAAGAUCAUUUAUUUGGAUUAUCUUUUUUUGGUUUUGGUUUGGGGGAGUGAGCAUGGGAGUGGGAGAAGUCUUUGGAAGUUUUUAGGGAGCCUUGGAUUGAGGGUUCAUUAAUCUGGUUGUUUGACCUUUUGCUUUCUUUUUUUAACCUACUUCUUUCUUUUUUCGACCUUUUUCUUUCUUUUAUGACCUACUUCUUUCCUUUUUGUUCUUUUUUUGUUCUUUUUCUUUCUUUUUGUGUUUGUUUUUGUUUUUGUUUUUGUUUUGUUUUGUUUUUGUGCUUUUGAUGAAGUAGAAAUUUGAAUGAAAGAAAGAAAAAGUUUUGAAGUAAAUGAAAGUCAAUGUAGUUUUUCCUCAUGAUGAUCUUUUUUAUCAAGUGUUUUUUUUCUUUCUUACAAAGAUAAAAGAUACAACAUGAUCAUGAUGAAGAAUCUUUUUUUUCGUUUGUUAUCUUUUGUUCUUUUUUUUUGGUUUUUUGCUUGAUGACUUUUUUGUGUUUGAUAACUUUUUUUGUUUGAUGACUUUUUUUGUUUGAUAACUUUCUUGGCUGAUAACUUUUUUUGGCUGAUAACUUUUUUGCGUUUGAUAACUUUUUUGUGUUUGAUAACUUUUUUGUUUUGUUUUGUUUUGUGAUUGUGAAUUUGUUGUGAUUUUCCCUUACUCUGUCUUUUUGAUUGAGUAGAUUUUAAAUUCAAUUUUAUUAGCUUUAUUAGCUUUAUCAGUUUC
Melampsora larici-populina 98AG31 is the source of this 2618-nucleotide messenger RNA. RefSeq lists its product as uncharacterized. Gene Ontology annotation, cellular component: serine palmitoyltransferase complex. Gene Ontology annotation, molecular function: pyridoxal phosphate binding; serine C-palmitoyltransferase activity. Gene Ontology annotation, biological process: sphingosine biosynthetic process; ceramide biosynthetic process. The record is from RefSeq and is a predicted model, not a curated record. The coding region runs from base 91 to 1878 and encodes 595 amino acids. NCBI's taxonomy places the organism in Eukaryota, Fungi, Basidiomycota, Pucciniomycetes, Pucciniales, Melampsoraceae. The transcript is spliced from 6 exons.